AUGGUAGAAAAGAGAGCUUUUUAUGAAGACGAUGAGCUUAUUAUAAAUAAGCCAGGCGUUAACGUCGAAAUUUCGCCUGAAUUAAAAAAGCAAGAAUCUUCUCAUGGUAAUAUUACCUUUGUAAAAGGCAUGGGUAUAAGGUCAACGCCAUUCUUGGAAAAGUAUUUCAAUAAGCUUAGAAAUUUUGUUUAUGACAAAACUGUUAUUUACAGAGCAGAAAUUGAAACGCAAGCCUCUGCCCUUAAAAAUGAAGUGAACUGCGUGGAAGAUAAAUUCAAUCAAAAUAUCGUUGAGCCAGUGUUACCUAAUUUGACUUACAUUUUAACAGCCGCUUUAACAGGCUCUAUAUUAGUAAACAGAAGGAACUUUGCUCUUAGGUUCAUCACGCCAAUUGUUUUUGGUGUUUCAGCAUUUCGCUAUUAUAUGCCUUCAUCCUUCAGAAACGUUUCUGAUUCAUACACAAGAUACGAGGAGGCGAACCUUCCAAAACUAUUCGAGCAACGGACAAAGCUAGUAGCCGGCAUUAAAGAGAAUAGGUUGAUAGCUAAAGACAGAACACAAGACAUCAAAAUAAGUUUACAAAAUUAUAUUCAUGAUGGAAGAGUCUAUUUGUAUAAACAAUUAAAAUAA
Messenger RNA from Priceomyces carsonii, 630 nucleotides. RefSeq lists its product as uncharacterized. The transcript has a single exon. The record is from RefSeq and is a predicted model, not a curated record. Gene Ontology annotation, biological process: cristae formation. Bases 1 to 630 code for a protein of 209 amino acids. Gene Ontology annotation, cellular component: MICOS complex; mitochondrial crista junction. Lineage: Eukaryota; Fungi; Ascomycota; Pichiomycetes; Serinales; Debaryomycetaceae.